AUGUUAGUUAUUGUUGUUGGAUUGUUCGUUUUAUGUUGGUUACCAUUACAAACGUAUAACGUACUUCAAGAUAUAUUCCCAUCAAUAAAUCAGUUCCGUUACAUAAACAUCGUGUUCUUCUGUUGUGACUGGUUGGCAAUGAGCAACAGCUGUUACAACCCAUUUAUCUAUGGAAUAUACAACGAGAAAUUCAAACGCGAGUUCCGCAUCAAAUUGAGGCACUUCCGGCGGGGCCGUUUUCGCGGCAAAUCAAACGCGAAUAGCGGGAGGUCACCCUCUGUGCGGUCCACCACGUUGUCUGAGUGGAAAAGAGGAUAUUCGACGAGGUGCACGAACAGGACGACGGCUAAUGGAGCUUGCGUGGACAGUCCGCCGCCUAGAAGGGACGAGUUGGAAAUGUUCGUGUGCAAAUCGGGCAAGAUCACGUUGAUCAAGUGCGGCAGCCGUUCGGACCUCGAAGAACUGUGUCUGUAA
This is a messenger RNA of Macrosiphum euphorbiae (potato aphid), 474 nucleotides long. Lineage: Eukaryota; Metazoa; Arthropoda; Insecta; Hemiptera; Aphididae. The record is from the annotation of a GenBank genome assembly.